UCUUGGGCUGCCUCCUCUGGAGCAUAAGCUUGCUUCUGACUGGCUCCUGUUGGGUCAGUGGCAUAGGCAGCCUCUCCGAAUGGGUACUGAUCCACAGUUCUGUCAUAGUAUACCCUCAUCUCAAAGUCACUCUCAUGGUGAGACGGGUGUCCAUAAAUCCCUAUCCCGACCGGUCGCUGGAAGUGUGCCGGUAUAGAGACCACGUCCUGGCCGCAAGUGACAGACUGAAGCUCAUAAUCGUCGAAGCUUGGGUGCGGAGUGCUGUCCGACACGUACAGGUCCGCAUCCCCUCUCAAGCUCUGCAUCCUGAGAAUAAUUUUGCCCUCAUGGUUCAACCGCAAGUAGCUGUAAUUCCCAGCUCCUAUUUGGCCCUGGACCACGUGCAGAAGGAGCCACUCCUCCGGGACGUCGUCGUCUUCCAAACAUUUAACCAGGGUCACCACCUGGGACGCCAGGAUCAUCAACAGGGCGCACCUCCAGGGAGCAGCCAUCGCUGGGGCACUCAACUCGGGGACUCCCUCAUCUGCAGUCUCUGCGCUGGGAAGGCACGGGUGACAGGCUUGACCGGAGGUGCUCGUCCACGCAGACCAAGAUUCGUGCACCUGGGUCCCGGGAACCGACGGUGGGGAAGGGGAGGGAGAGAAGGGAUAAAGAGUAGGGAACAGCAGAGAGGGAGGAGCGGAGGCGGCGGGCGGGGCGAGGGAAGCGGUAAGAGGGACGUUAGGACAGGCCCCUGGGGGCACAGGUGUCUGGGGAAUAGCGAGGUCGCCGACCCCGGACUCACCGCCACGCCCCGCAGGCCACGCAGCACCCGCAGCAUCCGGGCUCAGCCUGGAAUUCGGGCCCAGUUGGCGGAAGAGGAGCCGCGCCCGGAAGCGUGGUACUCCGGAAGCGAGGGCUUUUGGGAACCAACUCUGGCCCAAGAGGCCGGAAGUGAGGCAACUCCAGGAUCUCGCGAGAAUGGAGCAGCUUUUUUUUUCCGUAACCAUAGCGACGAGGCUGGCGUUGUCGGUGAGUUCCGGAGAAAGUGGGCCGGACGGUCUGUGAAGCUGCCAAGGAUCGCAGCCUGCCUUGGCUCCUCGGGUCGGUGGUGGUCGGGCGAUAAGCUCCGGCUGAUAAUGGAAACGCCUCCAGAGAUUCCCUCCACUGAUGGCCACACAAGCAAUAUAGUUACUGAACGAUAUGUGGUCGAGUCUAAGAAGUCUGCAGCUUAUGCUCCACUUGCUUGUAGCACACAGCACUGCGCUUUUCCUUUAGAUGGGAACCAUCUCUGUGUGUGGAACCCCAAGGACCCUUCUCACCAGCUUCUCACCCUACAAGGACACCAUCGAUUGAUUACUGCUGUGGUUUUUGGAAAUCAAAUAGAUCCACUUCUGCUCUGCUCUGCAUCAGAGGAUUAUAUUAUAAUAUGGAACGUGGCCGAAUGCAGAGAGAAGACACUUAAAGGGCAGACUCCUCGAGGAACUAUCCUGGGCUCCCUUUUACAAACAGUGUUGUGUUUGCGAUUUAGUCUGGAUGAUCAUGCUGUCGCAGUGUGUACUGGAAACAAAAUAUCUGUGAUGGAUGUAGAGAAGCAGUCUGUGCUGGUAGAGCUGAAGGGCCAUCAAGGCUCAGUGACAGCGGUGGAGUUCUGUCCCUGGCAAUCACACACCCUGGUCUCUGUGUCUGAGGACAGAAGCUUUAAGGUCUGGGACUUUUGUGUGGGAUCCUUGAUGUACAGUUCAUCCAUUUUCACAGCUUACCCUCUCCUGAACUUGCUUAUCAAUGAAGAAAACCAACAGCUGGUCACCGGCAGUGCUGAUGGCCAGCUGUGGAUCUUUAGUUUGAUGGAGGGACAUCACUACCACUGUGUGGCACAUGUGGACCUAAGGAAGAAAAGGGAGACUUUCGCCACCAGAAGAAUGAUGGCUGAACAGCACAGCCUGCCAGAAGACCGUCAGUACCACUACAGACCUGAAGUGGAUAAAAGGGGAGAGGCUGAAGCAACAUUCCCUAUCCUGAACCUGGCACCCUGUGACCUCUGCCUGCUGGACUCCCAGCAUGGAGCUUUUGCUUCUGAGUGUACCAAAUGCCUAUGGAUUGGAAGCUCAACAGCUUUAUUCAUAUUGAACCUGGCAAGCUUUGAAUUGGAGGCUGCUUUAUAUUUCAGUGAAUUUCAGAACCUGAGUAUCCAAGUUGCUGGGUCGUGUGCAGUGAUGAGCGAGCCCAUCAGUGCCAAGGCAUUUUGCAUACUUUCAUCUAUGUUUGGGAGUAAGAUCGCUGUAUUGGAAAUCAGCCUGGCUGCUCUGCUGAGCGCUCAGCAGUGCCCUCGUGCAGGAAGGGCCCUCUCUGUGAUAGCAAGCUCCUGUGUCCUGCCAACUUCUCCACUGUAUUUUGGAAUUAUUAAGGAAAGAUUUCCUAAGCUUGCCAAUACCAAACGACACGCUAUGAAGAAUGUCAUGGAGGACAAGCCCCUGGUUUUCCACACUAAAGUUAGGUCAUCUGGUUAUACAUCAGCACCUCAUAUGGCUAUGUUUUCUCCAAAGACUAACAUCAAACAUAAUAACAAAAGAUCUUCAAAAUACAAGAACAAUUACAAAUGUAAAGAGUACUCUCUGGAGAGCUUCCUACCCAGAAACCUCAUCAGACAGGUUGCUGUAGCCCAGGAACCUGUUGCUGUGAGGUGUCUGCAGUUCUCAGGGGAUGGACAGCAGCUGGCCUGUGGCUUAGGUAACCACCUGUCCCUGGUCUUUGACGCCAGCCUUUCUGGAGCACCGGCUGCCUUUUCAGGGCAUGAUGGAGCUGUGAGCACUGUCUGCUGGAGCCAUGACAAGAGGUGGCUGCUGUCUACAGGCCGAGACCGGACACUGAGGGUGUGGUCAGUUCACAGGACAGAACUCAUGCUGCUUUUGGUAGCUCCAGAUGCUUUUCCCAAGCCAGUAACAUCUGCACAAUUCUACUACAUGGAUACUUUCAUACUGCUGUCUUCCGGCCCAGAAUUUUGUCUGCUGAAGUACCACAUUGACCUCUGUAGGGAUGACAUACGAAGGUAUAAACCAAAAAGCAGGUAUAAGCCUAUUUUUAGGCUCCCAGUGACCAGUGGGGCAGACAUAACCAGCCUGUCAGCGGUGAACGACUUUUAUUCCCACAUCAUACUCACAGCUGGCAGGGACCGGACUGUGGAAGUUUUUGACCUCAAUGCUGGCUGCAGUGCUGCAGUGCUUGCUGAAGUCCAUUCCCGGCCCGUCCAUCGAAUUUGUCAAAAUAAAGGAUCAUCCUUUGUAGCGCAGCAGUCCCUGGCCUAUAAUCUCUUCCUGACUACAGCUGUUGGUGGUGGGAUUCGACUGUGGGACUUGAGGACCCUGAGGUGUGUGCGCUGCUUUGAAGGGCAUCCAAACCGCUCUUAUCCAUGUGGAGUUGCUUUUAGUCCUUGUGGAAGGCUCAUGGCUUGUGGUGCGGAGGACAGACAUGCAUACGUGUAUGAAAUGGGCUCAAGCAGCUUUCUGCACCGUCUUGCAGGACACACAGAUACGAUUACUGAAGUGGCCUUCAACCCUGCAGCUCCUCAGCUUGUCACCGCCACCUUAGACGGGAAACUUCAGCUAUUUGUGGCUGAGUGAAGGCCGACCUGCUGGUACGAAUACAAGAAGAAAGGAGGGACAGAAUCCAUGGCUUAGCUAUUGAAGUGGAUGGGCAGUUUCCAUAGGAGGCCCUUGCUGGAUUCCUCUUCUGUAGGACUGACCCUCAUCUGAGAGUCCCUCCCCUUAAGAAAACACUCAGGAAUAGUGGAAAUGAUACUCUUCAAUAAAGAUUAGCCAAUGCCUC
Messenger RNA from Mastomys coucha (southern multimammate mouse), 3804 nucleotides. It is a transcript of the gene Wdr27, whose product is annotated as WD repeat domain 27. Lineage: Eukaryota; Metazoa; Chordata; Mammalia; Rodentia; Muridae. Bases 135 to 3599 code for a protein of 1154 amino acids. Gene Ontology annotation, molecular function: protein binding. The transcript is spliced from 25 exons. The record is from RefSeq and is a predicted model, not a curated record.